Molecule: messenger RNA, 708 nt
Organism: Brugia pahangi
Lineage: Eukaryota; Metazoa; Nematoda; Chromadorea; Rhabditida; Onchocercidae
Source: the annotation of a GenBank genome assembly
AUGAAACUGAUAAAAUUGGGAUUAUUAGAAGCAAUCAUUUUUGAUCAAAGAAGAAUGCGAGAAUCAGCGAAACCGCCAGUACGUGGCAAAACAUCACCAUAUGGAUUCUUUGUGAAAAUGUGUUAUGAAGAGCAUAAAAAGAAAUAUCCAAACGAAAAUGUUCAAGUGACUGAAAUAAGCAAAAAGUGUUCAGAGAAAUGGAAGACUAUGUCCGAUGAUGAAAAACGGAGGUUCUUUGAGUUGGCACAAAAAGAUGCAGAACGCUAUCAAGCUGAAGUUGCUGCAUACGGUGGGGAGGAUGCGUUACGUAAACGGAAGCGUGUCAAGAAAGAUCCAAAUGCGCCGAAACGAGCCUUAUCCGCCUUCUUUUUCUUCUCCCAUGAUAAGCGGCCUGAGGUGCAACAACAACAUCCUGAGUGGAAAGUUGGUCAGGUUGCACAAGAGUUGGGUCGUUUCUGGAAAGCACUGGGUGAGGAGGAACGAGCUGUGUACGAACGAAAAGCACUUGAAGAUAAAGAGCGAUACGCUGAGGAGAUGCGAAAUUACAAAGGAACACCAGUGCAAACGAUAACAUCCAUGAAAAUGCCUAUGAUGACAACAGUAGAGGGUGUUCCAACCAGUGGAAUGAUGCAAAUGGGAGUACCGCCAGCACAUGCCCAACAAAUGGUCCAGUCACAAGAAGUGAAUGAUGAAUGUGCCGAGGCUUGA